This is a messenger RNA of Ectocarpus sp. CCAP 1310/34, 3183 nucleotides long. The record is from the annotation of a GenBank genome assembly. Lineage: Eukaryota; Phaeophyceae; Ectocarpales; Ectocarpaceae.
AUGUCCCUGUCCAAUCCCUUAUCCCAUGGGUUGUUGAAAGAUCUUGGCAAACUUGUAGAGUUGAAAGGACGGGGUCUGAUUCUUGACCGUCACUUCGAGACGAUAAAAACACAUGUGAAGGCGGGAAACUCCGUUGCGAAGAAGCGGUGGGACGCCAUCGAGAGCGCGUGCGGGUUGAAGCAGAACGGUAUCUUCGACGAAGGAGAGUGGAUCGCGCAGAUUNUGGCUGCCAGGCCACGGACGUGCAGCGGGCCACGAGUUGCCUGCCAGUUGAAAGGACGGGGUCUGAUUCUUGACCGUCACUUCGAGACGAUAAAAACACAUGUGAAGGCGGGAAACUCCGUUGCGAAGAAGCGGUGGGACGCCAUCGAGAGCGCGUGCGGGUUGAAGCAGAACGGUAUCUUCGACGAAGGAGAGUGGAUCGCGCAGAUUGAUGGUGGAAUCCAGGGCAUUACCAGCAGCACCCGCCUGUCCUUGUCAUCCCAACAAGUUGCCAGCAGCGCACGAGGUGCUGCUGCACCUUCUCAGCACCCACCUGCUGCUGCAGCGGGUACCGCGAGGAGGAAGGUGGAUCGAGGGAAGCACGCCAGGGAGAGAGCUGCGAAAGGCACCUUAGGCGGCAACAUCUGGAACGCGUUCUCGAUUGGCAGCGGACAACCGGUGUUUUUCUGUUUUUUUAUUCCCGAAAGUCUAGCAAGAGAAAAAAUGAAAAAAAACAUAGCGCCAAAACUAAGAGCGACUGACACGUCACAUGGCUCGUUGAAUCCCCUACACGGCAAUUCCGCCCUUUCCCAUCGCACCGAGCAGAUUGAGCGGACUCGUGAUGGAGUGAAGGAGUUCGUAUCCGGUAUCAGCUUCCCGCCUCCGGCCCCGGAGUCCCACCGAUCCUGCCCUCACUGUCCCACGACCUUCGUGAACGAUCAAGGCCUUGGGAUCCACGUGAGAACGCAGCACAGCAGUGCAAACAUGUCCAACGGCGUGCGGCUGCGGCGGAUGCUACGGAAGAAUCUCGAAGGGCGUGUCCUGCCGUGGGAAGAACCCGGGCCUGGGCGUUGUUGGCACGUGAAGGUCGAUGAUGCGACGGGGGCGGCUUCGUUUGUCCUCCAGCGGAAGCGCUUUCUCGAUCUAGACUUGGAAAGCGACGGCUUUAUGGACCGCGAAACCAAGGAAACUCGUGGAGCUCCCAAGCGCAGGCGAUACGACUAUAGGUUCAAAGCCAAUGCUGUCAACCAGCUGCGCAUCCUCGAGGACAACGCCGCGGACCUCUGGAAGGAGGAGGAGCGCACGCCUCUUCAGUACUUAGAGGAUCGUCUCAAGGUUCACUACAGCAACAUCGUGAAGUGGGCCAAGGACGAGAAGGCCAUAGUCGCGGCGGCAGCAGACGACGUGAAGAAGAGCCUCCUCGCCAAGCAGCAGCCUAAGCGGUGGUUUCCUGAGGCAGAAAAGAGGCUUUACAAGAUGUUCGUGGAGCGGCGUAAGAGGAAGCUGAAGGUAUCGACCCUGUGGCUGACGAUCACGUUCCGGAAGCUCGUGCGAGAGAUGUAUCCCGGGGACCAACGGGCGGCGGCGUUCCGCGCAUCCUUCAGGUGGGCACGAAAAUGGGCCAAGAGGCACAAUCUGUCCAAAAGACGUCGAACCAACCUCAAGAACAAGUCUGGUGAGGAGCGCCUACCAAACAUCCAGCGCUUCCACCGACUGUUUCGCAAGCUCCUGCAAGAGCCGGUGCGGUACAGGGCGCCCGAUGAGUCGGACGUAUCGGCGAUUGCGACGGUCGCAGAGAGGGAGUCCAGAGUUCCCAAGUAUGGCCAAUUCCAGCUCUGGGAGCGUGCGAAGCGCGUCGCCAUCUCACAGCCCUUUCCUGGCCUAGAGAAAAGGCAGUGCACCAUGCAAGUCAUCUUUGGUCCGGGUGAGAAGACCUUGCGAAUUUCGGUGAUUUUCCGAGGCACGGGGAAGCGGAUCUCGCCGGUGGAGAAGGCCGCGUACCACAAGGACGUGGACGUGUUUUUCCAGGAGAAUGCUUCGGCCGACCAAAAGUUCUGUAUGGAGUGGGCUAAGAGGUCCUACCGCGAAGGCCUGAUGCGCGGGCGGGGUGAGCUUCCCAAGACGAGGUCCAUUCUUAUCAUGGACAACUUGCACCAGCAGACGACGGACGAAUUCAAGGAGUAUCUUGCGAAGGAGUGCAACACUUUCGCCUGGUGUGGCCCUUCUGAGUGCACGGACGAGGUGCAGCCAGUUGAUGCAGGAGCCGGACGAUUCAUCAAGGUGGAAGCUGGGAGGCAGAUGGACAUGUGGCUCGAGCAGUCGGACAACCUCGAGAGGUGGGAAACCGCGGCGCUGACAGCCUCUGAUCGGCGGGUACUGAUCACUCAGUGGAUUGGAGCGGCCAUGGCAAGACUCAACAGCCAACAGGCGUUCCGAUUCCGCCCUUUCGAUAAGUGCGGGAUGGCCAUGACGGUGGACGGCUCAGGCGAUGAUCGGAUCACCUUGGAGGGUUUGGACAAGCCGUACACCUUCGCAAACGAUGAAGACUGUAGCGAGGACGAAGGAGGUUUGGAGAACGGCAGCGAUGAGCGUGAGGGGCGGGGGAAGGAAGGCGGUGGACGUGAGACGGUCGUGGAGGGCGCUGAUUCCAGCGAUGAUGAAGACGACGGCGGUAUAUGCACUAGACCCAAUCUUUGUCAUUUCCUUGUCGAUUACGAUGAGGGCGACGGAUGUGAGACGGUCGUGGAGGGCGCUGAUUCCAGCGAUGAUGAAGACGACGGCGGCACGGCUCAAACUCAGACCGAUGAGCUAGCUCUUCUCGACGACGACGACGACAGAAUGGACCCACAAGACCCGGAGGACGAGACACAAGGAAUGGAGAGCCCGACAGGCUUUCGCAUUCAAGAAGUUAAACCCGUUGCUCUUGACAGAUUGCUUUUGCGACGUGGAGUGCUCGUUAGGCUGGGGAUGGGGUGGUUUCGAGGGUUGAUCAUUCAGCAAUCUCAGCAGGACACUCGCCACCUGUACGACUACUGUGUGCAGCUGGAGCUAGACCAGAGUACGCGCAAGAUGAAGCUUCCCUUAGACAAGUACACCGGAGAUCUGGAUGCGGCGGUAGGCUCCUGGGUCUUGCUUGAGAGCGUUAGUAGAUCGGGGAGGGUACGCAGGACCAACGUCACCCUUGUGGACCACGAUGGUUGA